AUGACAGAAAAACAAGAAGUAACAUUCGAUUGCAACAUCUGUAACGAUGAUUUUGAUGAUGAAAUACCCGAUUUGGUCCCUCGAAUUCUGACUAAUUGUGGGCAUACGAUUUGUGAGAAAUGUGCAAACCGGCUGCUAAGUCAAUCGGAAAUAGUUUGUCCAUUUGACAGAAAAAUUACUGUUCUUGUCGGUUGUGAUGCUAGUGGUUUGGCAAAAAAUUUCUUUUUGGUAGGACAGAUUCAAGAACGCAAAAAAUGCGCUGAAUCUGAAUAUGUCCGAAAAUCUGAUGAUUCUGAGACAGACGAAGAAAAAUGCAUCGAGAAUCCAUGUUUUGAAAAUUCCAAUCAUGAAGCUGUAUUCUUUUGUGAACAAUGUGAUGAGGACUUUUGUGAAAGUUGCUUUAUUUCACUUCACCGCCCUAAAACGUUUGCCGCUCACAAAAAAACUCUGAUCACAGAGAAACCGUUGAAAUUGCCAUAA
This is a messenger RNA of Caenorhabditis remanei, 480 nucleotides long. RefSeq lists its product as uncharacterized. The transcript has 4 exons. NCBI's taxonomy places the organism in Eukaryota, Metazoa, Nematoda, Chromadorea, Rhabditida, Rhabditidae. Gene Ontology annotation, molecular function: zinc ion binding. Bases 1 to 480 code for a protein of 159 amino acids. The record is from RefSeq and is a predicted model, not a curated record.